Pelobates cultripes (western spadefoot toad) is the source of this 9052-nucleotide messenger RNA. Lineage: Eukaryota; Metazoa; Chordata; Amphibia; Anura; Pelobatidae. The record is from the annotation of a GenBank genome assembly.
AUGGCUGGCUCUUCUAGAGAUCUGGUGGCCGCCGCAGGUAGAGUAGUGUCAAAUUUGUCUGCUAGAUAUGACGUGAUUUCCUCGAUUUUGGGGGCCCUGUUCUGUAAGUUGUAUAAGGUGGUGUAGUAUUCUCUGAAGGACUCUGCUAUGUCCUCUGUGGUGGAUGCUAACGUGUUAUUGGCACGUUUUAUCCUAGGAAUGUAAGUCUGAGAUUGCUUUUGUUUCAGAGCUUGAGCAAGUAAUUUGCCACUCCUGUUUCCCUGAGAGUAAUAUAAGUGUUUGGUCCAUAGUAGGGCCUUUUUAGCAUUGUCUAGGAGGAGUGAGUGGAGUUCCUUUCUUAAUGCUAUAAGUGCUCGGAAUAUGGGAUCUGUAGGGUUAUGUUUGUGUGUUUCCUCUGUUGUUCGGAUCUCCCCCAGUAACUCUGCGAUCCGUUUGUGUUUGUUUUUUUGGGUUUGUGCGCCCCAUUUUAUUAGUUCCCCCCGAAUCUUCUCAGUGAUUUAUUUAUGUUUGACACUGCACUGGGUCCAGUUGAGCCAAUGCACCCCCCAGUAUUCUCACACAUAACAUAUCAAUCAUUCACAUGCCUAUAUUUAGCCACUCACGCAACAGUUUUGUCAUACAUUCACAAAUAAACAAGAUACAAAGGUAAACAUACAAGUUUGGUCUUGCUGUUUUAUACAAAAUGCUGAAAUAGACAAGCACACACAGACAUGCACAAACACAAAAAUACAGACACACAAAGAUUACCUAUUCUCACCCACCCCCUUGUUUCCUUCUCAUAUCCCACAUUUUAUCACCCCUUCCUCCCAUCUCUCUCUGUCUUGGUUGCUGUAGUGACAUGGUGCUAUUUGCAUACGAGAAAUAUUGCAUAGCUUCACAGAAGACUCAUCCUACAUUUUCCAUUCACGAGUGUCACCCAUUACUGCUCAUGUCUAGAGUCAGUAUUCCCAGGAAAUGUAUAGCUUGACCACAGCUAUAAAGGCACAACCAUUCUCUUCCCCCUUUAGCAUACAGUUCUAAACCUCAGCAUCAAGGAACAUUCAGAGCAUCAAAACAACUUAAAUGCAUCUCGUAUCAUCUGGCAUUAAUAGUGUUGUGUAUUUUUUGCAUGUGCAAAUGUGUACAGUUUUUGCAGAAAAACGGAAAUAUUUUGUAUCAUUCUGCACUGUUAGAAAACAGGUUGCGCCAAAUAACUACACAGUACUGGUAUUGCUAAGGAAUACAGUUGUAUGCAAGUAGUAGUAACUGGAAUCUAUAAUUACAAAGAAUGCCCUCGAAAAACCAUAAGAAAGUCAAACAAGGAACCGUCUGUAGGUUUGAUUGUAUCUGCUUCUGACAAUAUAAUCCUUGUCACAGGGUAUUAGGUGAAGAAUCAGAACAAGGUCUUUGUAGCGACACUGGUACAUCUUACAUUAUCUUCACAGCAUACGCAUCUCACAUGGAAUACAUAAAAAGGGGAUCUCAAUAGAACAAACCCAGUGUGUAUAUAAAAAGAGAAUAAAAUGCACUCACAAACAAAGAGCUUCCAAUUCAGCUCUUAGUAAGAUCUUAAAGUUGAAUAAUCCCUGCUCACGGAUAUAAUUUGUAAAGGAUGUUCCUCUGUAUUUUCCAAGGGUAUAUAGUAAAAGAUAGAAAUAAGGAGAAUAGUGCUCUCUGUAUUGGAAGAUAAAAUAUGUAAGUAAAAUAAAUUGUACUCACAUUUAAAGGAGCAUAUACAUGCUUGUUGGAAUCAGCGUGGGUGGUACAAUCCCCACCUGGAAUAUGUAAGUUGAUCAAAUGCAGCACUGUCAGCAGGUAUUUUUCAAAAAUUAUAAAAUAAUGAAGGAUAAAAUUAAAUAAAAAGUAGGACCAGAUAAAAUUAAAUAUGUUGAAUGGUAAAAUUCACUUUAAUUAAAAUUUUAAAUUACAUUGUUGUUUUUUUAAAUAAAAAUGUUUUUACCAAACAAAUAUUAAACGAUAAAUGCAUUAAAUACUUAACAAAUGGUUAAAAUCACAACACAUUUGGCAGAGAUGGCUUUUUUAAGUGACAAAGCUAUCUGGGCGAAACGCGUCGUGAUUUUAGCAGAUUGUUAAGUUUUUUUGUUUUAAUUCAAAAAAAAUAUUUAAAAAUAAUAAUUUCAUUUUAAAUUUUAAUUAAAGUGGAUUUUACCAUUCAAUAUUCAGUUUGGCUGGCUAUUCUGGUUUAAGAUUUGAAAGUUACUUUGAAUUCCCCAAAGAUCUGUGCAGGUUUAGAGUAUUAAACAGUGUUUCACUUUGAGAUGAAUACCGAUAGCUGAAUUGCCGUUACGCCCAACUGCAGGCCCUGUCUGCAAGAUAGAAGCUCAAUUCGCCAGUUGCCAGCAUGCAAUGCUGUCUGUCGACAGACGUAUUUUAUGCACAAUAUUGACAUUAGGCAGCCCGGGUUUAACUAGCACUAAAGUACGGAGAUCUCAGUAUGUGCAGUGCUGCAGAAAUGCUGCACAUACACACUCCUACAACCAUGACCACUUCAAAUCACUAAAAUACUAAGGGUGGCUGGGCUUUUAUUGUUGGUCUUUUUAAUCUAUUGUACAGUGCUGCAGAAUAUGUUGGCGCUAUAUAAAUAAUUGUAAUUGUCAUGAACUUAGCUAUAACUUGAAAGAAAAUCAUGUUUUAUUUUCUCGCUCUAGAACCAAACACAGUGAAACUCCUCAGAGACAAUGGCAAAACAUCAUAUUCUGUUUCCCUGAUUUGGGAUCCACCUGACGAGUACAAGGCUGAAUAUAAAUACAGAAUACUAACAGCAAAUUCAUCAUCUGUCGUGAUAAAUGAAAUUAUUGUGACAAAUCAAACUGUUAAUAUAACUAAUCUGACACCCGGAGUAACAUAUACAUUCACUGUAUUUACAAGAGCGGCUGAUAAUGUCACUGAAAGUCAAUCUGUCUCAUAUACAACCUGCACAGGUGAGUACAGACUGACCUCUCUAGGGGGAGAAUUGUGGAUAUGGUCAUUAUAGCAGGUAAAGGGGACUUCAAGUGUAUUGAAAAUAUGGUUUGAGGAUUUUCUCUCUCUUUCUUUUCUAUCCUAUUUUUCCUUUCGAUUUGUGUGAUUUCUAUUCUGAUUUUUUUCAGUUCCGGGUCUGGCUCAGAAUAUCACAGUAAAUAAUAAGAAUACUACUAAUUCACUCAGUGUGAACUGGACAAUACCAGCAGGGAAAGUGGAUAAUUACACAGUCACUCUGAGUGGAGACGUCAAUAAAAUAAUCACAACUAAUUCUACACAAGUGGAUUUCACAGAUUUACUGCCAGGCAGAAACUACUCCAUCACUAUACAGACAGUUAGUAGUAACUGCAGCCAGUCAGCAGCUCCAGUGAUAGAGGCAACAUGUGAGUAUGAUGGGAUCAUUGGGACAGAGCUAUUUGCUUAUAUGCAAAUCAUACACAUUAAAUAAAAUGUAGUGACACAAAUUAAGAUAUUCUAUCAUCUGUUUUCUGAUAUUAUUGGAUUAUUUUCAGAUGUUGGUUAUAAAAAUCUUUGUAUACUUUUUUUUCUUCUUCCUUCGUAGAUCCAACUCCUCCAGUGUCCUUAAACGUUACAAAUAUCGGAACAAACUACAUUUCAUUGUCCUGGGGAGAACCAGUAAAUAUGACCAAUGUGACAAAGUCUUUCAAGAUAAUUUACAGCAAUUCUUCAUCCUCUUGGACUGUGACAGUAAACACAUUAAAUGUCACCCUUCAGAACCUCACGUCUGGGACUAAUUACACAAUUACUGUAGUAACAGUUGGUUCUCUGCAGUAUCAGAGUUCUCCUGUGACCAUAUCAGCGUACACAAGUAGGUUUUCUCAGUGAUUUAUUUAUGUUUGACACUGCACUAGGUCCAGUUGAGCCAAUGCACCCCCCAGUAUACUCACACAUAACAUAUCAAUCAUUCACAUACCUAUAUUUAGCCACUCACGCAACAGUUUUGUCAUACAUUCACAAAUAAACAAGAUACAAAGAUAAACAUACAAGUUUGGUCUUGCUGUUUUAUACAAAAUGCUGAAAUAGACAAGCACACACAGACAUGCACACACACAAAAAUUCAGACACACAAAGAUUACCUAUUCUCACCCACCCCCUUGUUUCCUUCUCAUAUCCCACAUUUUAUCACCCCUUCCUCCCAUCUCUCUCUGUCUUGGUUGCUGUAGUGACAUGGUGCUAUUUGCAUACGAGAAAUAUUGCAUAGCUUCACAGAAGACUCAUCCUACAUUUUCCAUUCACGAGUGUCACCUAUUACUGCUCAUGUCUAGAGUCAGUAUUCCCAGGAAUUGUAUAGCUUGACCAGAGCUAUAAAGGCACAACCCUUCUCUUCCCCCUUUAGCAUACAGUUCUAAACCUCAGCAUCAAGGAACAUUCAGAGCAUCAAAACAACUUAAAUGCAUCUCGUAUCAUCUGGCAUUAAUAGUAUUGUGUAUUUGUUGCAUGUGCAAAUGUGUACAGUUUUUGCAGAAAAAAGGAAAUAUUUUGUAUCAUUCUGCACUGUUAGAAAACAGGUUGCGCCAAAUAACUACACAGUACUGGUAUUGCUAAGGAAUACAGUUGUAUGCAAGUAGUAGUAACUGGAAUCUAUAAUUACAAAGAAUGCCCUCGAAAAACCAUAAGAAAGUCAAACAAGGAACCGUCUGUAGGUUUGAUUGUAUCUGCUUCUGACAAUAUAAUCCUUGUCACAGGGUAUUAGGUGAAGAAUCAGAACAAGGUCUUUGUAGCGACACUGGUACGUCUUACAUUAUCUUCACAGCAUACGCAUCUCACAUGGAAUACAUAAAAAGGGGAUCUCAAUAGAACAAACCCAGUGUGUAUAUAAAAAGAGAAUAAAAUGCACUCACAAACAAAGAGCUUCCAAUUCAGCUCUUAGUAAGAUCUUAAAGUUGAAUAAUCCCUGCUCACGGAUAUAAUUUGUAAAGGGUGUUCCUCUGUAUUUUCCAAGGGUGUAUAGUAAAAGAUAGAAAUACGGAGAAUAGUGCUCUCUGUAUUGGAAAAUAAAAUAUGUAAGUAAAAUAAAUUGUACUCACAUUUAAAGGAGCAUAUACAUGCUUGUUGGAAUCAGCGUGGGUGGUACAAUCCCCACCUGGAAUAUGUAAGUUGAUCAAAUGCAGCACUGUCAGCAGGUAUUUUUCAAAAAUUAUAAAAUAAUGAAGGAUAAAAUUAAAUAAAAAGUAGGACCAGAUAAAAUUAAAUAUGUUGAAUGGUAAAAUUCACUUUAAUGAAAAUUUUAAAUUACAUUGUUGUUUUUUUAAAUAAAAAUUUUUUUACCAAACAAAUAUUAAACGAUAAAUGCAUUAAAUACUUAACAAAUGGUUAAAAUCACAACACAUUUGGCAGACUUGGCUUUUUUAAGUGACAAAGCUAUCUGGGCGAAACGCGUUGUGAUUUAAACAGUGUUUCACUUUGAGAUGAAUACCGAUAGCUGAAUUGCCGUUACGUCCAACUGCAGGCCCUGUCUGCAAGAUAGAAGCUCAAUUCGCCAGUUGCCAGCAUGGAAUGCUGUCUGUCGACAGACGUAUUUUAUGCACAGUAUUGACAUUAGGCAGCCCGGGUGUAACUAGCACUAAAGUCAGUGGCGUCUCUAGGAUUCAUUUUUCGGGGGGGCACAUGGAGGGCCAGUGACAAAAGUAGGGGGGCACAUUUAACCCCGCCCUCGCCGCAGUUUGACCCCGCCCCUGUCACAUGUUAAGCCACGCCCCCGACACAAUGUGUUUUGUUUUUUUAAUAAUACCUGGUGGAGGAUUCAUUAUUUUCCACCAGGGAUUAUUAAAAAAACAAACACAUUAUCCUUGAUACAGUGCCAUAGUUGCCAACAUUUGAAAAAAAAUUUCCAAGGACAUUUUGCAGCACAGCUAUCAAUUACUGUCUGGGUAUAAUAUCCCUGGACAGUCAGUGCUCUCUGUAUAAUACAGGGUUGUGUGUAUAAUAAAUUGGGACACUCAGUGCUCCCUGUAUAGUGCUGCUCUCUGUAUAAUACAGGUCUGUUUGUGUAUAAUAUCCCAAGACAGAGAGCAGCACUAUACAGGAAGCACUGACUAUCCCAGGAUAUUUUAUACCCACAGAUCUGUAUUAUACAGAUAGCUGAGCAUAUACCCCAAUCUCUAGACUACUAGUACCUGUCAACAGCAGCUCCCAGGCGCGUGUAACAGGGCUAAAGUGUGCGGCAGCUCACACAGAUUAUUCAGCGGUAAAGUUCACUCGCUGGCAGAGCCAAACUGGGAGUCCCUGGGAAUCCAAAGCAGCCCUGGAAAAAAAAAAACGUAUGCCAUUCCUACAAGUCAAAAUAAAUAUAUAUAUAUAUAUAUAUAUAUAUAUAUAUAUAGUACAGUGAGCACACAAGCUCACUGACAUGCGCAAAUAGGCUUACUGACAGACAAAACUCCCUGACUCACACACAAGCUUACUACAGACACUCACUUGUAUAAACAGAAGGCUCACUACAAAGAAGUUCAGGGACACACACACAAGCUCACUAAAGACAAGCUCACUGACACACACAUGCUCACUAAAUAGAAGCUCACUGACACACACAAGCAGUACCAUUUUAACAGAGUUAAGGGCCCCUGGGCAAAGCAAUACACUGGGGCCCUUCCUACACAACAACUCACAGGAAUUUUAAUUAUUGAUAGACUGCGGAGUCCAUACACACACACAGAGUGCUGAGUCCAUACACACACACACUGCUGAGUCCAUACACACACACAAAGAUUGCUGAGUCCAUACACACACACACACACACACACACACAGAUUGCUGAGUCCAUACACACACACACACACACACACACACACAGAUUGCUGAGUCCAUACACACACACACACACACAGAUUGCUGAGUCCAUACACACACACACACAGACUGCCGAGUCCAUAUACAUACACACACAGACUGCUGAGUCCAUACACACACACAAACUGCUGAGUCCAUACACACACACACAGACUGCUGAGUCCAUACACACACACACAGACUGCUGAGUCCACACACACACACAGACUGCUGAGUCCAUAUACACACACACUGCUGAGUCCAUACACACACACACACUGCUGAGUCCAUACACACACACACACAGACUGCUGAGUCCAUACACACCCCAGACUGCAGGUCCAUGCAGUGUGUGUGUAGAACAGUGUAUGUGUAAAUUAAUAUGUAGAGCUAAGAAGGUGUGUGUGUAUAGAGCAGUGUGUAGGAGCAAUAUUAAUGUAAUAGAGGCAAUGUGUGUGUAUAGAGAGCAGUAUAGAGGCAAUAUUGUCUAUAAGAGAGCAGUAUAGGGAGGCAAUGUGUAUGUGUGUAAGUGUGUGUGUGUGUAUGAGCAAUGUGUGUGUGUAUGAGAGCUAUAGAGGCAGUGUGUGUAUUAAUAUAGAGGCAGAGUGUAAAUGUGUAAUGUGUAUAGAGGCAAUGUGUGUAUAGGAGGCAGUGUGUGUGUGUAUAUAGGUGUAUAUAUAGAGGCAGUGUGUGUCUAUGGAAGUAUAGAGGGCAAUGUGUGUCUAUAGAGACAGUAUAGCAGGGCAAUGUGUGUGUAUGGGGCAGUAUAGGGGACAGUGUGUGUCUAUAGAGGCAGUGUGUGUGUGUGUGUGGGGGGCAGUGUGUGUGUGUGUGUAUGGGGGGCAGUGUGUGUGUGUGUGUGGGGGCAGUGUGUGUGUGUGUGUGUAUAGGGCAGUGUGUGUGUGUGUGUGUGUGUGGGGGCAGUAUGGGGGACAGUGUGACAUGGGAGGCUGUAUGUGGGGACAGUGUGUGUGUGUAUGGGAGGCUGUAUGUGGGGCAGUGUGUGUGUAUGGGAGGCUGUAUGGGGCAGUGUGUGUGUAUAGGAGCUGUAUGGGGGGCAGUGUGUGUGUAUGGGGGGCAAUGUGUGUGUAUGGGGGGCAGGGUGUGUGUAUGGGAGGCUGUAUGGGGGGCAGUGUGUGUGUAUGGGAGGCUGUAUGGGGGGCAGAGUUUGUGUAGGGGGGCAGUAUUGGCGGCAAUGUGUGUGUAUGGGGGGGCAGUAUAGGGGGCAAUGUGUGUGGGGGGGCCCAAGGGGGGGCACAGCAUGAUGUAGGGGGGGCCAUGGCCCCCUCUGACCCCCCCCACUAGUGACGCCACUGAUCUCAGUAUGUACAGUACUGCAGAAAUGCUGCACAUACACACUCCUACAACCAUGACCACUUCAAAUCACUAAAAUACUAAGGGUGGCUGGGCUUUUAUUGUUGGUUUUCUUUAAUCUAUUGUACAGUGCUGCAGAAUAUGUUGGCGCUAUAUAAAUAAUUGUAAUUGUCAUGAACUUAGCUAUAACUUAAAGGAAAAUCAUGUUUUAUUUUCUCGCUCUAGAACCAAACGAAGUGAAACUCCUCAGAGACAAUGGCAAAACAUCAUAUUCUGUUUCCCUGAUUUGGGAUCAACCUGACGAGUACAAGGCUGAAUAUAAAUACAGAAUACUAACAGCAAAUUCAUCAUCUGUCGUGAUAAAUGAAAUUAUUGUGACAAAUCAAACUGUUAAUAUAACUAAUCUGACACCUGGGGAGACAUAUACAUUCACUGGAUUUACAAGAGCGGCUGAUAAUGUCACUGAAAGUCAAUCUGUCUCAUAUACAACCUGCACAGGUGAGUACAGACUGAUCUCUUUAGGGGGAGAAUUGUGGAUAUGGUCAUUAUAGCAGGUAAAGAGACUUAAAGUGUAUUGAAAAUAUGGUUUGAGGAUUUUCUCUCUCUUUCUUUUCUAUCCUAUUUUUCCUUUCGAUUUGUGUGAUUUCUAUUCUGAUUUGUUUCAGUUCCGGGUCUUGCUCAGAAUAUCACAGUAAAUAAUAAGAAUACUACUAAUUCACUUAGUGUGAACUGGACAAUACCAGCAGGGAAAGUGGAUUAUUUCACAGUCACUCUGAAUGGAGACGUCAAUAGAACAAUCACAACUAAUUCUACACAAGUGGAUUUCACAGACUUACUGCCAGGCAGAAACUACUCCAUCACUAUACAGACAGUUAGUAGUAACUGCAGCCAGUCAGCAGCUCCAGUGAUAGAGGCAACAUGUGAGUAUGAUGGGAUCAUUGGGACAGAGCUAUAUCUUUACGUGGAAAUCAUACAAACUGAGUUCUAG